Molecule: messenger RNA, 1704 nt
Organism: Prorocentrum cordatum
Lineage: Eukaryota; Dinophyceae; Prorocentrales; Prorocentraceae
Source: the annotation of a GenBank genome assembly
CUUCAGGGCACCAGCGCAUAUCCAGGAUCCGGGUCACUGCGGAACCUAAAAAUAUAGUCUCGCGCGAUGCGAACGACAAUUGUGACAGGCUCCUUUGAUCCUGCCACACGCACCAAAUCUACCUAAGCCUACGAAGGCACACUCCAGCCGCUUCCGGGGGAGAUCGCCAAAGCCCAAGGAAGCUGCAGAUCAAGCUACCAAGACACGCCAUAAAAUCGUGCACUGUCUGGCCGCUGGGCGCGUUGAAUCUGGCCACCGCUCAGGUUUCACUUGAAGGGGCAGUCUGGGAAUUCCAGGCUCCACUUCAUGCUGCGACUUAGAAAAACACAUGAAAAAAUCGAGGGCUGGGUCCGGCAACAACUUGUAAGCAUACGGGCUGGAGAAGAAGGUGCGAGGCGGAGGAGGGGGGAGGAGGAGGAGGAGGAGGAGGAGGGCAAGGGGCAGGAGGAGGAGAAGGAGGAGGAGGAGGAAGAGAAGGUGGAACAACUUUGGCAGAAGGUGCAAACACUGGCCUGCCUUUCUGUAACCAAGCCUAAUAUGAGGCACAUUCAAUGUGCGUCGAGGCCACAGGCGCGGUGCUGCAACAGAGCGUUAAUGAAUUCUAUAUGAACCUGGCGGUUCUAGCAACAGCAGGUUAGGAUCGUCUGGGUAACUAUUUACCAACCCUGGCCAAGCCCAUCCUAAGCCCUCCCUGUGCCUGGAGGCUUACCAUCAUCGGCUACACGCAAGAGCUUAGCUGCCCCGAUACGCAACACGCAGCACGUAUAGCGUAUUGAGACGGAGCUCAACACGUACACUGAAAACGCAGGUCUGACACGCGAUGCGCUCGCCAAGCCGUGGGCCCACACGCUGAGCCCACACGCAACGCAUGGACACGCACGGCUUGAGCACGGCACGUGCUGCGUAUCAAGACGGGCGCACCGAGGCAUCCACAACGGGAGAGUGUGCGGGCGCGCCUGCCGAGGCCCUGCCGCUGCCCCGCGCGCCGCGGGCCCCCCCUCGGGGGCCCUAGCAGGCCUCCCGCAGCCUGCUGCGCACCUCGCGCGUGAGCCACUCGAGACCUUCGGCGGUGGCCGGCUCCGCGCGUGGCAGUGGCCUCCUGGACGAACCAGGACGUGCUCCGCAGGCUGUGCAGCGCGAGGCGCUCGGCCACCUCGGAGGCGGCCAGGGCCUGCGGCGCGUCCUGCUUGUUCGCGUAGACCAGCACGGUCGCCUCCUGCAUCUGCUCCUCCCUCGAGGUUGUGCAGCUCCUCACGGGCCUCCUCCAUCCGCUCGUGGUCGGUGCUGUCCACGACGAAGAUGAUGCCGACCGCGCCCGUGGAGAAGUGGCGCCACGACCUCCGGAUCUUGGACUGGCCGCCGACGUCCCAGAUCUUCAUGUUCAGGCUCCCACGGGAGAAGGUCUCGACGUUGAAGCCUAUCGUCGGCAUCGUCGUGACCGCCUGGCCCAGCUUCAGGCUGUACAGGAUGGAUGUCUUUCCAGCAGCGUCGAGGCCCACCAUGACAAUCGACACCUCCUCGGGCACCGACACGCACACCGACGUCAGCGCGCCGCCCAUCGGAAGACAGCGGGGGCCCUCCUGUUCGGGGCUGUCGGGUCGGCGCGCCCUUUUGCAGCGCAGGGGGCACGGCAGCACAAAUCAACCUACACUAGCGCCUGAUGGCCACGGGGGGCGACAGGGAGGAAGAGAACCGUGCUGGGAG